AAAAUAUUUGAAAGCGAAAAGACAUUGUGCAAUUAUUGCUUAAUGGAAGUACUUAUUUAAUUGUUUAUUUUAACAACAGAUGUUUAAAUUACGUAACUUGAAAUGAACUGCGUGGGUGAUAUUUAUUUUUGGCGGCAGAGCUUAGUCCUGAUGGCGGACUGCACGCACUCCAUUGGAACUGGUUUGAUGUUGUCGUUCCCGGCUGUCUUGAAUCCUAGCAUCUUAUCUCCUAGUAGCACUGAAAUAUCUGUCACACCGGACGAAGCUUCUUGGAUUGCCGCGAGUCAUGGAUUUUCCGGUGUCAUCGGAUUUUGUAUAAUUCCACCACUUAUGCAAAUAUUUGGGCGUAAAUUCGCAUUCUUCUGCAUGAACAUCUUAGUUAGUAUCGGUUUUUUCGUGUUUGCCCUCGCGAACAGCAUAUCGGCCCUAUACGCUGCAAGAAUUAUUCAAGGAAUGUCAUUAUGCGGAGUUUAUAUUACUGCUAUUGUACUUGGAGAGUAUUCUCACCCAAAAAGAAGAGGAUAUUUCAUAACACUAAAAAAAGCUUCGGUUGCGAUAGGUUCGCUCAUGUGUCACUCCAUGGCUUCAUAUUGGACUUGGAGACAAAUUGCGAUAUUUGCUAUCAUCCCUCAAAUCAUUUCAAUUAUAUUAACCUGUUUAUGGCCUGAAAGUCCAGCUUUUCUGGCGAUGAAGGGGAGAUAUGAAGAAUGCAGUGCAUCGUACGUUUGGUUGCAUGGUGAUACUCCGAAGAAUAGGAAAGAUUUGGAAGAAAUCAUAGCAGCGCAACAGGAUAGGCGGCAGAAGAAUAAAAAUACCAAAAAGGACAAAUUGGUAGCGUUUUUUAAGAAACUAAUGCAAAGGGAUUUUCUACGAUCUUUCGUAAUCGUAUCCGUUCUAACGAUGAUUAUUGAUGCGUGUGGUAGAUAUUACAUGCUUGCUUAUAUUGUUGAAAUAUUGAUAGAAAUAACUAGAGAUAAGUCUAUCGCUGUGUACUGUACUAUUGGCGCUGACGUUUUAACAUUGGUCGCGCUAUCAACUUCUUGUUUCAUUAUAAGAUGUUUUAAAAGAAGAACAAUACUGUUUACAGCGGGAAUAUUAUCAGUAUUUUUAAUGUUUCUAACAAGUUUUCUCACAUUUUUGGAAUCUAACUACCACAUUUAUAUUUACUUCUGGUUAACACCUUUUAUAAUACUCUUGAAUGUCUUCAUUGUUAAUGCUGGUGUUGUUCCGGUUUGUUUUGCAAUCAUCGGGGAAAUAUUACCAUUAGAACAUAAAGGUACCGGAGCAUGUACGACUGGCAUAGUUUUUACGAUUUUGUAUGCCCUUGUCAUGAAAUUAACUCCAUUGAUGAUGGACAAAACAGGCAUUGUGGGUACGUUUGGCAUUUACGGCAUAUGUGUAAUAGCUGGUUUGGUUAUUUUAUAUUUUAUUCUAAAUGAAACUAAAGAUAAGACUUUGCAAGAAAUAGAAAAUGAAAUUAAGGGAAAUAAGUCUUCUGUGUUUUUAAAAGAUAAGCCUUUGAUGUCAUGAGUAAUGAUAAAUAUUUUAGGCUGAAUAUAAAAAGGUUAAACUCUUGAAAUAUAUUAAAAGAACGGAAAGUUAGAAUUUUUUCAAAAGAUCUCCUUCGUCUCUUACAUCUUAACAUGGUCAUUUAUUUAUAGCAUUUGUUUCAAUAUGUACAUAUAUAUUUGACUAGCUCGUUGAUCUGUUUGCUAGCGUAUAAGGGUACAAAUACUAAGGUCCUUGGUCCCGAAUCACGCUAAUAAAAAUUUGGCAUUGAUAGCACCUCCGUGACUUUGAAAGAAAAUAGAGUACUACGUCUGAACUAAAUUUGCCGUCACUUGGAAGUACAGAAGAGAAGUAAAGUGCCCCUACACUUGAUGACGUCGUAUCACAGGUCAUCUGCUCGUUUGGAAAUUCUGAGUGGAAGAUUUAUACCGUGACAGAAGCCGAUCAGGACAUCACCAUAAUAUUUUAUUUUAGUUAUAUAUUUAUUAUGUUUUGAUCUUUUUUAUUAUUAAUCUACUAGUAAAACUGAUCUAAGAUAUAUUUCGAAAUCAGUCUUUAGUUAUAGCAAGAUGUUGACUAUCAGUUGUAACGAUUUAAUUUUAAGUCAUCUUUAGUGAUUUGCUAAUCACUUGAUAUGUUUCGUGAUUAAUCACUUAUCAUUGAAAACGGUACAAUAAUAAGUAUUAUAAGGUGUAUAAGUAGCUUGCACAAAGUCCUUUUGUGUAAACAAAAAUAUGUUUUAUUUGUGUAAGCUGACAUGAUAUAAUGUUUAUACGAUUUCGUUGGCUACAAUAUUAUACGCAUCGAAUCUAUGGUAUUUUUGUGUAUGACUUUAUUUAAGAAAUAUAAAUGAUAUUC
This is a messenger RNA of Vanessa atalanta (red admiral), 2367 nucleotides long. Its product is annotated as facilitated trehalose transporter Tret1-like. The record is from RefSeq and is a predicted model, not a curated record. Gene Ontology annotation, molecular function: transmembrane transporter activity. Bases 103 to 1530 code for a protein of 475 amino acids. The transcript has 3 exons. Gene Ontology annotation, cellular component: membrane. Gene Ontology annotation, biological process: transmembrane transport. Lineage: Eukaryota; Metazoa; Arthropoda; Insecta; Lepidoptera; Nymphalidae.